Messenger RNA from Diaporthe amygdali, 1926 nucleotides. Its product is annotated as heterokaryon incompatibility protein. The record is from RefSeq and is a predicted model, not a curated record. The transcript has a single exon. NCBI's taxonomy places the organism in Eukaryota, Fungi, Ascomycota, Sordariomycetes, Diaporthales, Diaporthaceae. Bases 1 to 1926 code for a protein of 641 amino acids.
AUGGAAACAGUAGCCAUGGCAGAGGGGCUUUAUCAAUACGACACCCUGCCCAGAGAUGGCUGGUUUCGAAUUCUCAAACUCCUCCCUGGUCGUUUCGAUGAUCCCCUAGUUUGCGAAAUGGCCAGCACAGCUCUUGAUGCAGCCACUCCCUACAGGGCGAUUUCCUACGUGUGGGGAGACCAUGGAAAGGUUGAAUCCAUCACUUGCUCAGGCUUCCGGAGAAAAAUCACAGCGAAUUUGUUUGAGGGACUUCGGCGCAUAAGAAGCGCAGACGAUGUGGUGAUUGCCUGGGCCGAUGCAAUCUGCAUCAAUCAAACCGACAAAAAGGAAAGGUCAUCUCAAGUGAACCAGAUGGGUCAAAUAUACGACAGAGCUGCAGAAGUCGUUGUCUGGCUAGGCGACGAUGAUGACGGCGUAGCUGAGAUUGCUUUCAAUGGGCUACUUCAGGUCAACAAGUCAAUUCGAGAUGGUGCGGAUACGGCCUGGUCCUCAAUGCCGAGCGAAGGACAUUCAGUUGAAUGGAGUUCUGUUGUAUCAUCCGGGUCGACGAUGAUCCUUCGGAGCACACUACCUGCUAUACUCAUUUCGAGUGUCGCGAACGCCAUUAAGAAUCUCUUCCAGCUUGCAUGGUUCUCAAGAGUUUGGAUUUUGCAAGAAGUCGGUCUGGCUACAAUUGCCACAGCAUGCUGGGGCUCAUCACAAAUCAAAUUCCACGAGAUUGGAGAGUUCAUCCACCAUGCAAUGGUGCACGGCAACCUAAACACAGUUCUUCGUCAGGACAUCAAGGAUGUUAUAGCUGGCUCACCAUACUAUGCCCUCCACAACGUGUGGUAUACCUACGACAAGCAGAACUCUUGGGUCAGCCGAAGUCCUGUUUUGUCGUCACGCUUUAAGUGGAUGACCGAAGUUUUCAAGAUUGACAUCGUACUUGUUCUGGAAGCUCCCAGAAUGAUGAAUGCUACGGAUCCUCUGGAUCACGUAUUCGCGUUUCUGGGACAUCCAAAGGCAUUGCAGCCUGGUACGAAGGAAACUCUAAUUCAGGCAAACUACAACACCGACCUGAAAACACUUCAUCAUUCGCUGGCCUCCAAAAUUGCAGAAACAUCGCUAAAUUUUCUCGUUCAGGUUCAGAAUAUGGCCGAGGACAUCGAGCUGACAAACGAGAAGCCCUCGUGGAUUCCGCAAUGGCACAUCAACAAUCCCGGAGCGCCGACUGCUUUUUGGGAAGCUUUCGAUGCCAGCCUUGUUAAAUCAACGCCCCUAACAGGGCAGACGGUUGCGAGCGUGUCCCAAAACACACUAGUAGCCUCUGCCUUGCUGUUUGAUACAAUCGAGGCUCACACGCCAACUAUGAAGAAACCCCGGUUUGAGGACCCUCAAUACGAAUGUGCAGCUUUGAUAGAGGAAUGUUGGGACCUCGCUGCGCAAUCCCACAACGCCUACGGCGAGCUUCCUCUAUUCGCGUUUGCAGCAACCCUCAAGUGCUACCACAAAAGCAAAACAACGACCGAGUUGGAAUACCGCGAGGUGGUGAAAGACCUGACGCAGUAUUGUACGCUCAGGAGACCCGGAAUGCUGGAGAGCAAAUUAGGUACGACUGCGUCAAUGUAUAACGACAAGCAGCUAUUGGCAUCAUCUCGAACACGUAACUACGGCUUCUACUUCAAGACAUACGGGACCAACAGGAGGUUUUUUACUAGUGUUGGGGGUUACUUUGGACUUGGUCCUAGUUGCACGGAGCAAGGAGACGUCUGCGCCAUUUUGUUUGUUGCCGAUGUACCUUUUAUUCUCAGACCUACAGCAAUACGCGGGAGAUUUAGAUUAGUAGGACAGGUCUACAUGCAUGGUGCGAUGUAUGGCGAGGUGGUCAAGAAAUGGGAUGAGCGUGUGGCAGCAUACGGAAAGACUGAGGUCUGUAUUGUUUGA